UUUUGAUUAACCUCCCUUUCCACCGUCCAUUCGAUUUUUUGGUUUGCAGUGUUCUCGACGUUUAGUUGAAAGAUUGGAAAACCGAAAUGACAGCUGCACAGUGUCGUUCCGAAACAAAUGACUUACCUCAUAACCAUAGUACCCAUAUGGAGAGUGCACAGGGUUUCAAGGAGUAUCUUGUUCCCCCAAGCGACUGUAUAUCUGCCUUCAAGUAUAAGAAAGUACAGGUUCCUCCCAAAGAUCUUAAGCUGUCUGAUGUAAUGCAGACUAUUCCUAAAGAAGUUUUCAACAAAGAUCCUUGGAAAGCCAGUUUCUGUGUAUUGCUCACAGUAAUUGCCUCCUCUUUAGGAAUUUUUUGGAUACACAAGUCUUCAUGGUUCUUUUUACCUUUAGCUUGGUUUUAUACCGGUACAGCGUGGACUGGUCUUUUUGUUAUUGCUCAUGACUGUGGUCAUCGUGCGUUCGCGAAGAGUAGGCUCGUCAAUGACAUUGUUGGGACGUUAUCUUUAUUACCUCUCAUAUAUCCAUUUGAAGCUUGGAGAAUUCAACACAAUAUUCAUCAUCAAAAUACCAAUCUUUUGGAUAUCGACAAUGCUUGGCAGCCAUUUCAGACCACUCACUGGGAACAAGCAACUAGUUUUCAAAAGUUGGUGUUUCGCAUCGUCAAAGGACCUAUGUGGUGGUUUGCUAGUGUUGGGCAUUGGUUAAAAUAUCAUUUCAAUAUGGGAUACUUUAAGGAUAGCCAAAAAAAACGAGUUUUGUUUUCUUGUGCACUAGUUGUUGUGUUCUUUUUGAUAAUGACAACAUUCUUAGUCCAUCUAACAGGCUGGUUGGGUUUUGUGAAGUAUUGGUUAGUUCCAUGGAUUUUUUAUCAUUUUUGGAUGAGCACUUUUACAAUGAUUCAUCAUACUGCACCGCAUAUUCCAUUUCUAACUAAAGAACAAUGGUCUAAUGCUCGUGCAUCAUUGGGAUUGACUGUUCAUUGUGAUUACCCUUUCUGGAUUGUUUUGUUAUGUCAUAACAUUAAUGUGCAUAUUCCGCAUCAUAUUUCAACACAGAUUCCUAUGUACAAUCUGUGGAAGGCACAUGAUGCUCUUAAACAGAAAUGGUCACCAUAUAUGAAUGAGGCGCAGUUUGGUUGGACGUUGUUAUCAGCCAUUAUCCGAAGAUGCCAUAUUUAUGAUGAUGAGCUGACCUAUGUUUCAUUUCCCAAAAAGAAUAUUUCCAAUGCAAAAAGUCUAUAGAAACAGAAUUGGAUAGUAGGUCUCUUUAUGACUUGGUUUUUUGUUUUGCGCAAGCAUUUUAUUUCUAUUUUUGUCGUUGAAGAACAAUAACAUUGCAAUUUCUUUCUUUUUGGUAAAUAGAUCGUUGCUUUCCAUGAGAAUAUGGGAUUGAGAAAGUAUUGAACAAAGAGAAUGUAUUCCAUGCUUUCCUAUGAUGUUGGUUAUACAAGUAACACUCUUGCUUUUAUAUCCCUCCUCCCAUAUGGGAACAAGAUAUUAUGUGGUAGCCACUCGACUUUAAAAGGAAAUCUUGUUGGUUGUUCUGUAGUAUACUCACAUAUUCCAUUCAAGAAUAAGCUUAACAAGGGUAUAAAGCUAACGAAAAGUAU
Molecule: messenger RNA, 1612 nt
Organism: Galdieria sulphuraria
Lineage: Eukaryota; Rhodophyta; Bangiophyceae; Galdieriales; Galdieriaceae
Product: omega-6 fatty acid desaturase (delta-12 desaturase)
Exons: 3
Coding region: 87-1244 (385 amino acids)
Biological process (GO): lipid metabolic process
Molecular function (GO): oxidoreductase activity
Source: RefSeq, a predicted model, not a curated record